Messenger RNA from Pichia membranifaciens NRRL Y-2026, 2604 nucleotides. RefSeq lists its product as hypothetical. The coding region runs from base 1 to 2604 and encodes 867 amino acids. The transcript has a single exon. NCBI's taxonomy places the organism in Eukaryota, Fungi, Ascomycota, Pichiomycetes, Pichiales, Pichiaceae. Gene Ontology annotation, cellular component: cytoplasm. Gene Ontology annotation, biological process: proteolysis; peptide catabolic process. Gene Ontology annotation, molecular function: zinc ion binding; peptide binding; metalloaminopeptidase activity. The record is from RefSeq and is a predicted model, not a curated record.
AUGUGCAAUUCCUCCUCCGCCGUCCCGGGCAGACAGGUCCUCCCAACCAACGUCAAGCCCCAGCACUACUACCUCUCCCUCGAGCCCCUCUUUGACACCUUCAAGUUCAACGGUGAGGUGACAAUCGACUUGGACGUGAAAGAGGCGUCCGACUUCAUCUCUUUGCACACCCUUGACCUCGAGCUCCUUGACUACCAUGUCGUCACUGCCUCGGGCAAGACUCUCAAGCCAACAGACACCACUUACAACGACGACGACCAAACAACGACGUUCAAGUUUGCCGAGCAAUUCGAGGCCGAUUCCUCCCUCAAGCUAUACAUCAAGUUUAUCGGCGAGUUGAACGAUAAGAUGGCCGGUUUCUACAGAUCCACAUACGAGGAGAACGGCGAAACCAAGUACCUAGCCACCACCCAAAUGGAGCCAACCGAUUGUAGAAGGGCGUUCCCCUCCUUCGAUGAGCCAAACUUGAAGGCCAAAUUCACCAUCGCCUUGACCGGUGAUAAAAAUUUGACCUAUUUGUCCAACAUGGACGUCAGAUUUGAAAAGGACGUCUCGGAAACAAAGAAAACCGUCACCUUCAACACCACGCCUUUGAUGUCCACCUAUUUGGUUGCCUUCAUUGUCGGUGACUUGAAAUACGUCGAGUCGGACUACAAGUUCAGAGACAUCCCUGUUAGAGUUUACACCACCCCAGGCUACGAAGAAAAGGGUAGAUACUCUUGUGAAUUGGCUGCCAAGGCCUUGGAGUACUACGAAAAGGUCUUUGACAUCAAAUACCCUCUUCCAAAGAUGGACAUGGUCGGUAUCCACGACUUCUCUGCCGGUGCAAUGGAGAACUGGGGGUUAAUCACUUACCGUAUGGUGGAUUUGUUGUUUGACGAAUCCAAAUCUACCCUUGACACGAAAUUAAGAGUCUCCGAAGUCGUUGCUCACGAAUUGGCACAUCAAUGGUUCGGUAACAUCUGUACAAUGGAUUUCUGGGACUCCCUAUGGUUGAACGAAAGUUUCGCCACUUACAUGUCCUGGAAAUGCUGUGAUCAUUUCGAAAAAAGCUGGAAGAUCUGGGAGAAUUUUGUUGGUGACUCCUUACAAUCGGCUCUUACCUUGGACGGUUUGAGAUCUUCUCAUCCUAUUGAAGUUCCUGUGAAAAGAGCAGACGAAAUCAACCAGAUCUUUGACGCCAUUUCCUACGAGAAGGGAUCUUCUGUUUUAAGAAUGUUGGCAACCUGGUUAGGUGAAGACCUGUUUAUUAAGGGUGUAUCCAAUUAUUUGAAGAAGCACUCCUACGGAAAUGCGAAAACAGAAGAUCUAUGGGACUCCCUUUCCGAAGUGUCAGGAAAGGACGUUGCUUCAACUAUGGAAGUCUGGACAAAAAAAGUCGGUUAUCCAUUGGUUACAGUGGAAGAAUCUACCGAUAAAGUCAGUGUCAACCAACAUAGAUACUUGACCACAGGUGAUGUCAAGCCUGAAGAUGACCAAACCAUUUAUCCUAUUUUCCUUGGUUUGAGAACAGAUAAGGGCUUAGAUGAGUCAUUGGUUUUGAAUGAAAGAAGUACUGCUUUACCAGUAAAGUCAUCUGAAUUCUUUAAAGUCAACGGGAACUCGAAUGGUGUUUACAGAGUCUGUUACGAGGAUAGCAGAUGGGAAUCAUUAGGAAAAGACGCUUCAAAGCUUACUGUUGAAGACAGGAUCGGUUUGGUUGCUGAUGCGGGUGCCUUAUCUGUGUCCGGAUUCUCAAAGACUUCCAACUUAUUGUCAUUGGUAUCAGGAUGGAAAUCAGAAUCCUCCUUUUUCGUGUGGGACGAAAUCAUCACAAGAGUCUCCGCAUUGAAGGCAGCAUGGAUCUUUGAAGACAAAGAAACUACUGAUGCAUUGAAGGCUUUCACCAGUAGUUUGGUUUCUGAAAAAUCACAUGAAGCUGGGUGGACUUUCAAAGAUGAUGAACCUGUCUUAGAACAAAGAUUAAAGGCUUUACUCUUUUCUGCUGCAAUUGGUUCUGGUGAUGAGAAGGCCAUCAAGUUCGCUAAGGAAUCUUUCAAAGCAUACGUCUCUGGUGAAAAGGAAGCAAUUAACCCAAAUAUAAGAGCAACAAUCUUCAACAUUGUUGCCUCUAAGGGCGGCGAAGAGGAAUAUCAUUCACUUUUGAGCAUUUACACUUCACCACAAUCGAUUGAUGAAAAGAUCGCCGCUUUGAGAUCUUUAGGUAGGUUUGAAAACCCUGCAAUUCUUUCCAAGGUCUUGGCCCACUUGUUAGAUGGAACCGUCAGAACUCAAGAUAUAUAUAUUCCAAUGCAAGGUAUGAGAGCACACAAGGUGGGUAUUGAUGCCUUAUUUAACUGGUUGAAAACCGAAUGGGAUCAACUUUACAAGUUGUUACCUCCAGGUUUGUCAAUGUUGGGUUCAGUCGUCCAAAUUUGUACGUCUGGUUUCACCAGCAUGGAUAAAUAUCAUGAAGUGGAAGCCUUCUUCAAAUCGAAGAACACCAAGGGUUUUGAUCAAGGUUUAGCACAAUCUUUGGAAACCAUCAAGAGUAAAUCUAAUUGGGUUUCUAGAGACGGAAAAGAUGUCAAGUCAUGGUUAAAAUCAAACGGAUAUCUUAAAUGA